This is a messenger RNA of Lytechinus pictus (painted urchin), 1748 nucleotides long. Its product is annotated as sulfotransferase 1B1-like. Gene Ontology annotation, cellular component: cytoplasm. The transcript is spliced from 8 exons. The record is from RefSeq and is a predicted model, not a curated record. Bases 490 to 1443 code for a protein of 317 amino acids. Gene Ontology annotation, biological process: sulfation. Gene Ontology annotation, molecular function: sulfotransferase activity. Lineage: Eukaryota; Metazoa; Echinodermata; Echinoidea; Temnopleuroida; Toxopneustidae.
GACUAGUUUAAGGAUAGAAAUGAAUAUUUGUACGGUAUUGCAUAGUUGGAAUUAGAUAUCCAUUUUUGUAUUGUUUCAUAAUGAUUGGACCUCUCUACACAUCUUUAAACAAGCGGUACAAAAUACUCAACUCCGUGAAUAACGGUGGUUGUUUUUACCCGGGUGUUUUUACUUGCACGCUGUAAACAAUCUUUUAUCGGAUGAUAUGUAAUGCACUCACACGUAUUGCGAGGUUAUGUACUAGCAUUAGUAUAGUAUAGUAACAUUACAUCCACUACUGUGGACGUAAUGUUCAUACAUUUGCACACUGCACUUCACCAGCGCGACAAUGCACCAGACGGUGGCUUGUACUGUUUCCGGAAAGUUUAAACCCAUGCCUCUGAUCGGCCGAAAAGGGAAUUGCCUGUCCUGUCGGUUUAUAUUGAAGAACGAGUCUCACUGGAAUGUAUUGGAUGAAAUUUUUCGCAUCAUCAUUUAUUUCUUGACCUCAUGGCGACAACCAACAACAUUCCUGAUUUAGAAUUUGAACCGGACGUUCUAUCCAGUGAAGUCCUUCGACAUCGGCCUGUGUACGAAGGCAUGACCUUCCCGCCAGCAGUAAGGAUCGAGGCCCUCAAAGAACUCAAAACUUUCCAGAUUCGACCAGAUGAUAUCUUCAUCGUUACUUUUCCAAAGAGUGGUACCCACUGGGUGAGUGAGAUCGUCAGUCUCCUGUUAGCUGAUGGAGACUUGGAGAGGGUCAAUAGACGCACAACUCUCGCUCAUCUCGAGUUCGCUCUCAUUGAUGACGUAGGCAAAGAUGGCGCCAGGUACUGUUACAUGUACAAGAUGUUGCAGAAUGCCGAUUCCCCACGUGUCAUUACGAGUCAUCUACCAUAUAGAUUCCUUCCUGAACAGUUGGAUGAGAAAAAACCAAAGAUCAUCUACGUCGCAAGAAAUCCAAAGGACGUGUUCACAUCUUGGUUUCAUUUCAGAAAACGUGACCCUCGGUUUGGAAACCUACCCUGGGAUGAAUACUUCAAUGGUGCAAUAUCAGGCAAAUAUGUUUAUGGAUCAUGGUUUGAUCAUGUCUUGGAGUACUGGAAUAAGAGGGAGAAAGGAAAUGUUCUUUUCGUGAAAUAUGAAGACAUAAAAAUGAACGCCCGAGAGACAGUUGUUUCCGUCGCCAAACAUCUCAAUCUAACCCCUAGUGAUGACGUCAUUGAUAGAGUGGUCCAUAGUAGUAGUUUAGAUGAAAUGAAGAAGAUGUAUCAACGGCUCAAAACAGACAACCAAGGUCCUUUCAAUAAUCAUUAUGGGAACGCUUACGGAUCCAACAGUUUCGUCAGAAAAGGAAAGGUUGGAGAUUGGAAAAAUCAUUUCUCAGUGGCGGAAAACGAGGAAUUUGACCGAGUAUUCCAGGAGAAAAUGAAGGACAGUGGACUAACAUUUGCAUUUGAAUAAUACGCAUCAAAAUAAUAUAACAUUUAUAGGUCUUUCAUAAUAAUGAUAAUUAUUAUUAAAGAAAUAGAUAUUUUUAAUGAUAAAGAUAGCCCAGCUGACCCCACACUGAUCAUCAAUUGUUCUGUUAUGUCAUUGUCACUUAAAAACAAUAAAAGCAGCUACUAUAUCAUUUCUAAUUAUGAGGUAAUUUAAUCACGCCUUUACAAUACUUUGUGCUGGAAAUUAAAGGAAAAUUUUGUAACUUUAGAUGAAUUUAUAUGCGAUCUAUUCCACAUUGCUUUGUCAAUUGAUUGAAAAAACCCGAA